AUGCCGCCGAUUGCUCGAAAGAAGAAGCCGGGGGGAGGAGGUCUUGGCGCGGUCAGGCUGAGCGCCAAGCCUCUCGCGACGUGGUCAGAUGCAUCGGGAGCGACAGACGCGUCCACUGGAUUCGCACAUGAAGACCCUCCUGCUCCUUCCGCGCAGCUCGAAUCGCCUCAGUCCGUACCUCGCGGAUCUCACGUUGCGUCGGACGCUCUGCCUGCUGCGAUCGAUGGCAGUCACGCCACCCGAACCCAUUCCACUGUCGCAUCUCAGCCGUCGGAUUCACGUCGGCAUCCGUCGAUCCGGGACGUGCAUCCGGCAGAUCCGCUUGACGUUUUGCUGCCGGAAUCCGCGAAGCAGCAUCUGUUUGCAGCGACGGAGCCCGCGCACCCUCCGCACGCAACUGCGAAGCGAGGAGCAAUAGCUGCUUCCAAGAAAGGACUUUCUCAAUCCGUCGCACCGUCGUCGUCCAAUGCGACAUCGCAUGCGACAGAUGCGACCCCUGCGACAUCUGUCGUCGCUCCUGCUAACAGAUCGUCAACAGCACAUCAUCAACCCUCCACCGCGACAUCGUCGCAAGCGCAAGGCGCGGUUCCUCCCGCGUUUGCUCCCGCUCCCCGCGCUGCAGCUUCCGCUCCGCACGGCGCGUCGUCGUCCGCCACGAGUGGCGCGGCGGCGCCGAUUAAGAUCAUCGGGCUCUCCGGCAAGCCGUCGCGGUCGUCGCUCGUCAAAGGCAAGCCGCUGGUCGCUCGCUCCGCCAUCACUCCCUCUCCCGCUGCAACCCCUAAUGCUGCGAAUAGCGUUCCUGCUACCUCGGCUAGCAGCAGCAACAGCAGCGGCAGAAGUGUCAGCCUGUCCACCCUCACUGGUGCUCCAUCCGUCGCAUCAAUCCCCGCUAAUGGCUUUCCCGCUGCAACGCCAGCACCCUCAGCUACGCUUCCGAAUUCUUCCGUUCCGUCUAAACACGCGGAGCCGGCAGCGAGUGCGUUUCUGGGCUUCGACGACGCGGACGAUCUGCGCGCGGAUGCUCCACGCGCGCCCACUCGCCCCGCGCCGUCCUCCGCCGCCGUCGCCGCGCCUCUCCUCCCCCCCCCGACAGUGCCAUUCUUCGACUCCCCGCUCGCCUCAGCCGCACCCGCGCCACCCCUGAGUGCUGCGAGCAGUGGCGGCGGGCCUGGCGGUGAGAAGCAGGCGCAGGCGGCGGAGGAGCAGCAGGCGAGGGAUGCGCAGAUGGAGCAGGCGAGAGAGCGGGAGAAGCAGCGGCAGAUGGAGGAAGAGAGUCGGAAGGAGCGGGAGCAAGAGGAGCGCGAGCGGUUGGAGCAGUUGCGAAUGGAAGAGGAGAGGAGGGAGAGGGAGAGGCUGGAAGAGGAGCGAAGAGAGGAGGAGAGGAAGGAGAAGGAGCUACAGGAACAGCUUAGGGUUGAGCGGGAGAGGAAGGAGAAGGAGCGGCUUGAGCGGCUUAGAGCAGAGAAAGAGAGGAAGGAAAGGGAGAGGGAGGCGCAGCUGAAAGCCGAGCAGGAGAGGAAGGAAAAGGAGAGGCUUGAGCGACUGAGAGAAGAGCAGGAGAGGAAGGAGAGAGAACUAUUGGAGCAGCAACGACUGGAGCAGCUUAGGUUGGAGCAGGAGAGGGAGGAAAGGGAGCGGCUGGAAGUGUUGCAGAAGGAACAGGAAAGGAGGGAGAAGGAGAAGCAAGAGCAAUUAAGAAUCGAGCGUGAAAAGGAGAGAGAGGAGCAAGCGAGGCUGCAGAAGGAGCAGGAGAAGAAAGUGAAGGAAGUGCAAGAACGGAUGGAGAAGGAACGGAUGGAGAAGGAACGGAUGGAGAAGGAACGUUUGGAGAAGGAACGAUUGGAGAAGGAACGAUUGGAGAAGGAACGAUUGGAGAAGGAGAAGAGAGAGGUGAGGGAGCGAGAGGAGAAGGUAAGAAAAGAGCUAGAGAGAAAGCAGAAGGAGGAACAGGAGCAGCAGAGGCGGAAGGAAAAGGAGCGGAAAGAGAAGCUGAAGGCGGAGAGAGAGCGGUUAGAGUGGGAAAAGCGGGAGCAGAAGCGGAUUGAGGAGGAGAAGAAGGAGCAGGAGAGGCGCAAGGAGCAGGAACGGAAGGAGAGGGAACGGCAGGAGGAAUUAAGGAAGGAAGAGGAACGGAAGGAGCGGGAACGGCAAGAGUGGCUCCGGCGAGAGGAAGAGAGGAAGAAGAAGGAGCGGCAGGAGCAGUUGCGACGAGAACGAGAGAGGAGGGAGCAGGAGAGGCAGGAGCGUCUGGAGCAGCAGCGCAGGGAGCGCGAGCAGAAAGAGCGCGAGAGGCAAGAGAUGGAGCGCAGGGAGAGGGAGAGGCAGGCGGAGGAGCAGGCGCAGGAGGUGAGGAAGCAGCGCACGAGGCCCGCUGCUGAAGGCGGCGGAUGGGCAGGCAGCGCGUGGGCCAACGGACGGGAAGACCCCUUGGGAUAUGCUGCGGAGGGUGGCGCCAAGGUGGGUCGUACUCAUGCUGACGUGGCUGCCGGCGCGUCUGCGCGGCUGGCUGCAGGCGAGGAGGCCAACGGCGAGCGGCGGAAGGGGCAGAGCAAGAAGGGCGGGGGCGGUGGGCACGGCGAGGGCUGGGCGGGAGAGGGGGACGGGUGGGGGAGCAUAGACGAGGGUGAUGACUGGGGGAUCGCGGACAGAUUCAUGGCGGAGAGGCCCCUGGGGGAGCGCGCGUAUGCGCGCACCAGCAGCUUCCAGGGCGUUUGCUCCGCUGCCAUGAGCGGAGAGGCGGGCGCGCAGGGGGGGAGGCAGCACGGGGAAGGGUGGGGAGGCCUGGGCGGGGAUGCGUGGAGCGGAUUCGGGGUGGGGGGAGUGGGCGCGCGCAUGGCGCGGCCGGCGACAGCGGGGGGGCGGAGGGAGGGCGCGUGGCCGCUGCUGGGGUCGCUGGUGAAGGCGGCGUCUGACGUGUCCGCGUGGUCGUCUGACGUGCUGCUGACGGGGCAGCCCGGGGAGGAGGCAGGGGAUGGUGCAGGCGCGCGCAGGGAAGGCGUGCAGGGCGGGCAGGAUGGGCAGGGGGUGGUGGGCGAGGGGGGUGAUGUGAAAGAGGAGGGCGUGGGUGGAGCUGUUAGCGGGCGGGGAGGGGACUGUGUGGGGGAGGACAAGGAGAGCAAUGAGAGCAAGAUCCGCAGCCUGUUUGACAAGGCUGGCGCAGGGCGCGAGGGCCCCGGCGCUAAGCUUGGGUCACAGGUCAUCAACCAAGGCGCGUUGGCCCUCAAGGGCCUCGCCAUGCCCGUGCUCUCCAUGCUGGGAGGCGCAGCUGCGGACCCAGCCACUGCCGCCUCCGCUGCUCCAGCAGCAGCACCUGCUGCUGCUGCUGCUGCUGCUGACGGCGCCAAGCCCACAUGGGGUGCGGCGAGCGCAGCUGGCUUUGCUUCUUGGAUGGGCGGAGGGGACGAGGGCGGCGAGGGCGGAGCGGAGGCUGGGGCAGAAUUGGGGGCUAGCGGCAGGGAGAAGGGAGGAGGUGGGGCGAGGAAGCAGCUGGGGUGGGAGGAUCUGGUGAGCAUGGACUUUGGGGGCGUGGCGGAGGACGCGGACGAGGGGGGCGCGGAUGGGGGGGCGUCGGGCGAGGUGGGUGUGCUGGCCAUGCUGCAGAGGGGACUGGCGGACGAGGAGGACGAAGAGGAAGAGGAGGAAGAAGAAGAGGAUGAUGUGAUGGCAGCGCUGGCGAGCGGCAGUGCAGUGCGGCUGGGGGGACCCAUGAUGGCGUCGGUGGCGUCUGCAGUGUCGGCUGCUGCGUCCCGCCUGCUCAAGGCCACUGCCAGUGAGGAGGACGCUGCCGCCUUCUUUGCUGCUGUGGACCGCGACGCUGCCCGCCCUGCCCCGCCCACUGCUGCUGCUGCUGCCGCUGCUGCCGCCCUUGCAGGGCCCACGGCGCAGCUGCUGCUGGGUGCACAGGGCGCUGAUGGCUCAGGAUUGGCGGAGUCUGGUUCUGCGAGGGUUGUAGAGGGUGCUGUUGGCGUGGACGAUGAGGAUGGGCAGGGGGAAGCCACGGCUCCUGGUGUUGGUUCCGAUGCCACUGCGCUUGAUACAGCCGUGGAGGGAGGUGACGAGGGGACCGGUGGUGCGAUGGUAAGUGGAGAUGGCGUGGAGGGGGGAGAAGGGCAGUGGAGUGGAGCAGGUGAGCAGAGCGCGGGGGAGCAGAGCGCAGGGGAGCAGAUCGCGGGCGAGGGGUAUGUUGGAGAGCAGCAGAUGGCGGUGGAGGGCGGGGAGGCGGGGCAGGAGGGGCAGGCGUGGCAGGCGUAUCAAGACGGCCAGGCGGGAUGGCAGCAUGCGAGUCAGGGCGAGGGGCAAUAUGCAGGCCAGGGCGAGGGACAGUACGGGGGGCAGGUGGAGGGGCAGUAUGGGGGGCAGGGGGAGGGGCAGUAUGGGGGGCAGGGGGAGGGGCAGUAUGGGGGGCAGGGGGAGGGGCAGUAUGGGGGGCAGGGGGAGGGGCAGUAUGGGGGGCAGGGGGAGUGGCAGUAUGGGGGGCAGGGGGAGGGGCAGUAUGCAGGUCAGGGGGAGUUGACAGCGGAGCAGUGGGAGGAGCAGCAGCGGCAGUGGGCAGAGGCGUACCCUGGCUGGUACUGGAACUACGCAGCAGGUGAGUGGAGGCAGAUCGAGGGCUAUCCGUCAGCCGCUUGGCCUGAAGCUCCGCAGGCAGAAGCGUGGCAAGGGGGAGGCGAGGCGGUGGCGGGUGGGUGGGAUGGAGCAGAGGGGAUGCAUGUGGAGGAGAUGACAGAUGUGGCAGGCCAGGCUGAGAUGACAGUGGCAGAGUCAGCUGACGUCCUGCUACCUGUCCCUGCUGCUGGUUCAUCUGAGUUUCAGCCGGUGCCAAUGGCAGCAGGAGGUGAUGAGAGCAAGGAACAGACUGAGAGCAUUGCGCAGGAGGGCGUAGCAGGAGAGAGUGGGGGUGAGCAGCUGCCGAGCAGUCCCACUCUGCAGCCCUUCUCCUUCGAUGCUGCUCCUCCUCUGCCUCUCCUCCCUGACUCCCAACCCAUCGUUCCCCCGCUCUCCUCUGAGCUCACUCAGGUGGGCGCGGGGAUGGAUAGUGGGGCGGAGCUGCGUGUGUGUGACGGAGGCGAGGCAGGGAGGGAGGAGGUUGCUGAGGAACAUGCUGCGGUGACAGACGCAGCAGGUAUGGAAGUGGGGAGCGCGGGUGGUGUGGGCGAGGGUGGGCAUGGUGCGUUUGACGCGGAGGGAGGCGAGGGGCAGGGUGAUGCUGACAUGCGGAUGGCAGGGGAGCAGGGGCAGAUGGCAGGUGAAGCGGCAUGGGAGAACGAGCAGCAACAGGAGGGGCAGCAGGCGGAGGGCCAAGGAGUAGAGGCAACAGUAGUUGGUGAGUCGGGGGUUAUUGCAACGGAGUACCCGGGGUGGGUGGUGGAUGCAGUGACAGGCGAGUGGCGGCAGGUGGGCGAGGUGGCAGCGGCAGCGGCAGAUGGGGCUGGCGGUGCGGCAGCAGAGGGGGAUGCUAUAGCGCUGCAGUACCCCGGGUGGCGCUGGGAUGGCCUUAUUGGCCAGUGGGUGCCGGAUGACCAGCCGGAUGCUGCUGCUGUGGCAGAUGCGGAUGGGGCUGAAGCUGCUCCGGACUUGGCUGAUGCUGCUGCUGGAACGGCGCUAGCAGUAGAGGCUGUAGCAGCAGACGCUGUAGCAGCGGAGGCUGUAGCUGAAGGCACAGAGGCGGCAGUUGCUGCAUCAGGUGAGCCCAUUGCGGGGGAGCAGCAGUGGGUCCCGGGGUCUGAAGCAAGGGAACCUGUAGCCUCAAGCGGGGAGGGUUCGGAGUGGAUGGAAGCAGGCGAGGGGGAGGUGGUCGAUGCAGUAGCGGGAGAGGAGGGCACAGGGGCCGCUGCAGAGGCAAUGGGAGAUGCAGCAGCAGGGGGCGCAGAGGGCGACGGUAGUCAGAGUGAGGCAGUUGCAACGCAGGUAGUGGAUUCAGCUGAGGGUGUGGUUGAGGAUCCUGUAGGAGAUUCAGCAGAAUAUCCGGUGCCAGAGGAGCAAGUGUUGUCAGCAGGAGGAGAAGCAGUGGAGGCACAGGGUUGGGAGGCAGACGGGGCAGGCAGUGAAGCAACAGCAGCGGGUGCAGUGGAAAGUGCAUUCACUGAGGGUGCGGAGACAGCAGGAAGUGAGGCUAUUGCAACGGAGUACCCUGGGUGGGAGUGGGACGCUGUGGCGGGCGAGUGGGUGUUCACAGGCACGCAGCCGGCUGUACCUGCCGACUCUGCUGCUGCUGACUCUGCUACUGCUGCUGGCGACAUGGGUGAGUCUGUGGCUCUGGUAGGGGCGGAAGGAAUGGCGGCAGGUGGUGAAGCAGGGGGCGCAGCAGCCGUGGUGGCAGGGGAGGGGUGGCCUGAGAGUGAGGUGAGUGGGGCAGCUGUAGACUGGCCGGCAGAUGCGGCUGAGGGAGGCAUUGAGGGGUCGUUUGUGGGGUUUGAGGCUGAGGGGCAGGUGGUGAGUGAGGCUAUGGGGGAGGCGAUGGAGGGGGAGGCAGGUAGUGCAGGAGGGGAGGCGGAUGGCAAGGCGGAGGCAGACGGAUUUGCGGAUAGCGGUGUUGUGGCUGCGACUGAAGCUGAGGUCAGUGCUCCAGUGGUGGAGGCUUCGGAGGCAGUUGGGGGGGCAGAAGAGGGAGAGGGAGAGCAGGAGGUGGGGGAAGGAGCGGUGGAGGGGUGGGCAGACGGGCAGCAGCAGGGAGAGUUGACGGCGCUGGAUGCAAUGGCAGAUGCAGCAGCAGCUGAUGUGGAUGCUGGUGCUGCUGGUGUUGCUGCUAGUGUGGGUGCCGAGGAGACGACAGCUGUAGUCACAGCAGAGGCAGAGGGUGUUUCGCAGGAGCCCUUUUGGGCAGAGGCAGGGCCCACGGAGGGAGGCUAUGGUGAUGUGCUGGGGGUGGGCGCAGGUGGUGCAGAGGAGGCAGUGGGAGAGGGCGGUGGAGGGACAGCAGGAGUGGUGGCGGCAGAGGCAGAGGGUGCAGAGGCAGCAGGGUACGAGGCGAUAGCAACGCAGUACCCCGGGUGGAUGUGGGACCCAAUCACGGGCCAGUGGGUGCCCACAGACGAGCAACCCGCUGUAGCAGAGGCGGCUGAAGCAGCUGACGUUGGUGGAGCAGUUGAGGUCACGGGAGCAGCUGAUGCUGCUACAGCUGGUGUGAGUGGGUUCGAAGAAGGCAGUGCAGUGCUUGAGGCGGCAGCAGCACCAGCAGUAGAUGCAGCAGUAGCUGGGGCGGGGAUGGGGAUGGGGGAGGGCGAUGGGGUGUUUGAGGAGCAGGACCUAUCAGAGGCCCCAGGGACGGUUGUGGACUCACUGGCAACGUCUGGGCCUGAGGUGGCUGUUGAGGCAGAGGGUGUAGCAGAGGCAGAGGGUACUGGGGGAGAGGGUGCAGCAGGGCAAGAGGGGACGCCAAAAAAAGAAGGGUUAGCAGGAGAGGAAGGUGCAGCAGGCAAAGGAGACGUGUUUUGGAAGGAGGAGGUGGUGGAGGCAGUUGCUGUGGCAGCCCCAUGGGAAGCAGAGGGUGGGUCGACAGAAGCUGAGGGCGGGAUAAGCACGUCAGUGUUGAGUGCAGAUGGGCCUGGGACUGAGGUGGCGGGUGGAGAGGCACAGCCAGAGGCCGAGGCACAGGCAGAGACGUUUGCGGUUAGUGGCGAGGCAGCAGGGGGCGACGCCAUUGCAACGGAGUACCCGGGGUGGGUGGUGGAUGCUGUGACUGGCGAGUGGCGGCAGGUGGGCGAGGCGGCGCCAGCAGCAGCAGAUGGGGAGGCCAUCGCGCUGCAGUACCCCGGGUGGCGUUGGGAUGGCCUCCUGGGCGAGUGGGUGCCGGACGACCAGCCAGAGGCUGCUGCUGAUGGGGCUGAAGCUGUGGCGGCAGUGGCAGCUGUGAACGAGGGUGAGGCGGCAGAGGUAGCUGCAGUGGAGGCGGUGGGUGAAGCAGCAGAGAGCUCGGGUGUGGAAGCUGUUGGUGGGGAGGCCGGGGGAGUUGAAGGCGGUGCUGAGGGGGGAGUGAUAGCGACGGAGUACCCGGGGUGGAGGUGGGACCCUGUGGUGGGUCAGUGGCUGCCCACGGACGAGCAGGUGCCUUCUGGUGCAGGCGCAGCUGCUGCUGCAGACGAAGCUACUGCUGCUGUUGUGGAGGCGGUGGGUGGCGCAGGGGAUGGGGCAGCAGCGAUGGCUGGCAGCGUGGCAGCAGCGGGGGGGAGUGCAGGGAGUGCGGGUGGAGUGGGUGCAGGGUUUGGGGCGGCGGAGGCGGAUGAGUGGGCUCAGUUUGAAGAAACGGUGCCCAAGGAAGGGGAGGCAGAGGGGGAAGCUGCUGCAGAUGCAGGCAGUGCGGGGGCGUCUCAGGGCGAGCCUGCCAUGCAGCUGUCGUUUGAGGCAGCUCCCCCCCUCCCUGGCCUCGCCCCACCUCCCGAUCCUCUUGCUGCUGGGACUGAGGACGUGAGCGCAGAGGCAGGUGGGGAGGGGCUGGGCGAGCAGGGUGGCGCGCAGGGGGUAGAGGCAGCUGCUGCUCCGGAGGAGGCGAGUGCAGGAGGCGAGGUGGCAGGUGGAGCAGGGGAGGGCGACUCAGGGGCGUGGGCGCAGCAGGAGUGGAGGCAGUGGGGGCAGACAGAGUAUGGCGCGUACAAUGCUUGGUACUACCCGCAGCAGCACCACGCACAGCAAGGGAAGGUACAAACACAAGCCACAGAGUAUGGCGGCACAGAGGCAGUGACUGCUGCAGUAGGGGUUAACGGGGAAGCAGUGGCAGCAGAGGGUGCAUCCUCCUACCCCUCACCACCAGACAGUGCCGCCUCACAGCCUCUGCAGCAGCCGCCAGUGGCCAUGCAGCCACAGCCGUUCCUGCCCGCCCCUGCCCCAUGGGGGGAGGGCGGUGCAGCAGAGGCGCAGGGCGGCAGCAGCUACCCUGGUGGGUCGUCUCAGCCCGACCCUGGGUACGGCCCUGCAGGCCCGCGCUACAGCCAGCCCGAUCCUGGCUACAGCCAGCCACAACCACUCGCCCCCUGGGUGCCAGGCACGGCAGGGAAGCCUGGGGUGGGGCUCAUGGUGCCAUCUGCCCCAUACUCGCAGCAGCAGCAGCAAGCACAGCAGCCGGCAGGAGUUGGGGGGGCGGCCGUGGUGGUGCCUGGUAGCUCGCUUGGACAGACCAUGGGGUCACAGGGGCAGGUGGAGCUGUCCCCGCCAGUGCAGCGGGCGCUGAAGGUGCUGCCCCUGCCGCACCUGCUGAGCCUCGCCGCCCACCAUGGCGCCUCCACGGCCGCCAGCACCGCCGGCGCGCUCUACCUCGCCCCGCUCACCGGCAAGCACGCGCCCAAUGGGCCGCUGACAGCUGGCGGCAUGUCUGCCAAGGAGCUGAGCAAGUGGCUGGAGGAGCGGGCGGAGCGGAGCGGCGAGGAGGAGGAGGCGGAGGGAGCGGGCGGUGGGGGUGCAGGGGGUGCGGAGAGGGCAGGGAGUGUGGCGCUGCUGUGGCGGGUGCUGCGAGUGGCGUGUCAGUUCUACGGGCAGCUCAGGAGGGAUGGCAUGGGCAGCCGCUCCGCACAGGGCGAGUCAUCACCAGAGGCAGAGCUAGCCAAGGUACUGGCAGCGACAGAAUCUGGAGCCAGCACCGCGACAGCCACGCCCGCUGCCGCUACAACCGGGUCCUUUCCCUCGGUGGCAGCGCCGGCAGGUGCAUUAGCUCCCAUGGUGCCAUACGCCUCUGCGUGGUCACCCCUGCCUGCUGCCGCCUCUGCCGCUGCCCACGUGUCGGACCUCCAACUGCCCAUUCCCACUGAACCUGCUGUCCAGGCGGCGGCACAGGAGGUGAAGGCGCAUCUGGUGGCGGGGAGGCAUGUGCAGGCGCUGGAGGCAGCCAAGGCGGGCCACCUGUGGGGGCUGGCGCUGCUGCUCGCGCAGCACAUGGGCGGGCCUACUGACUCGCGCCUCUUCCUCUCCACUGCACAUGCCAUGGCGUCACAGCAGUUCGCCCCUGGUGCCCCUCUGCGCACACUCACUCUGCUACUCACUCAGCAGCCAUCUGCCGUGUUUGCCUCUGCUGCCGCUGCCACCGGUGCCGCUGCUGAUGCCACCAAGACAGGCGUCGGUGGUGCUGGUGCUGCUGGUACUGCUGCUGCUGCUGCUGCUGCUGUUGGCAGCAGUGGGAGCAGCGACGAGGGUGUGAGGGCGAUGGUGGCGGAGUGGAGGGAGAAUCUGGCGCUCAUGGCAGCAACGCGCACGAGUGGCGAUGAGAGGGUCAUCUCCCACCUGGGCGACUGCCUGUGGCGCCUCAGGGGGGACGUGGCCGCAGCACACAUCUGCUACCUCGUCGCAGCAGGCAGUCUGGAGCCCUUUUCCUCCUCGGCACGCAUGUGCCUGCUGGGUGUAGACCACCUGAAGCACCCACGCACGUUUGUGACAGCGCAGGCCAUUCAGCGCAGUGAGGUGCUGGAGUAUGCGUUUGUUCUCGGCAAUCCUCAGUUCGUGCUGCUGCCCCUGAUGCCCUUCAAGCUUGUUUACGCCGCCAUGCUGGCCGAAGCAGGCCGCGCGGGCGCCGCCCUCAAGUAUUGUAGCACGGUGCUGAAGAUGCUCAAGGCGGGUGGCAGGGGGCGGGGGGUGGCGGUGGAGGUGGAGGGGUGGAGGGCAGCAGCGGAGCAGAUGGAGGAGCGCCUCAAGGUGCACGUGCAGGGGGCAGGGGGGGGCGGGGUGGCGGCAGCACGCGUGUUUGGGGACCUUAUGAGCUUCCUUGAUAGAGGCGCUAGGAAGAUUGUGGGUGGGGGGCCUGCUGCUACGCCUCUUGCGCCAGGUGUCGCAUCGGCAUUGGGUGGGGGCGCCAUGGGGGACAUUGUGCCCGGAGGGGCUGGGAGCAAGCCAGGCUUGGGCGAGUCGUCUCGGUUUGGUUCGGCGCCGAACCUGGGGGUGGCUGGGAAGGCUAGUACGACAGGGGGAGGGGGGUGGUGGGGUCUGGGUAAGCGCGCCAUUCCUGCGUCCACAUCGUCCCCGGGCCUGCACAGCGCGUCCGGGCCGAACCUGGUAGGCUUGGUGGAGGGGCAGGGUGCGAGUGAUGCAGCUCCGGGUAGUGAAGGUGGUGUGGCGAGCAGCUACAGUGCUGCUGCUGCUGCGAUGGCUGGUGGUGGUGGGGUGGCAGAUGGCUGGUCUGGUGGUGCGGCAGCAGCAGGGUCGGGGGCACAGGGUGGAAUGGGAGGGGAGCAGGGCAUUGCGUGGAGCGGAGGGACGAGUGUUGGUGUGCAAGGGACGGCAGGUGGUGGCAGUGAAUGGGGGCAGGGGGGUGGGCAGGCAGGGCAGACGCCAGCUAUCAAGGAAGACGAGCCGCUCUCCAUGGCAGCGUUUGCAGCGGAGUGGCACGGCACGCCCAGUGCAGCAGGGUGGGGGUCAGGCCACCUCACACCCAUCCGUGAGUCCCCCAGCGGCGAGGGUGACACUGACCUCGUGCCGCAGGCCCAGCCCGCCCUUGUGCCCCGCUCCCAGUCGGCCUCCGCUGCAGAUCUACCCGCCCCAGGUGCACCUGCGGCCAAGAAGGCUGCCCCGCGCAGCCGAUUCUCCCUGGCUGGGCUGCUAGGCGGGCACCCGAGCAAAGUGAGCCCGCAGGACAUGGCUGAGGGGAGCACUGAUGCCACACUCACUGGGGCGGGUGGGAAGGCGGGAGGAAGCAGCGAUGGGAGUGGGGGCGGUGGGCCGUCGGCAUCAUCCUCAUCAGCAUCGCUGCUGGGCACGUCAUCGUCCAUGGGGCUGGUGACAGAGGAGGCAGUGGAGGGGCUGCUCACUACUGGCGCUGGCAUGUCCAACAAACGUAGUGCUUCAGCUCCUGACAUGGGGCAGGCCAUGCCGAUGGGCAUUAUGUGCCUCCGUGUCUCACCCUCCUCCCUUGCCUUUCGUGUCUGCUGCACCCAUUGCCUUCUCCCACCCCAUCGGCAGGCCAAGGGCAGCAAGGGCGGAGGGGGCAAGCCGCCAGCAGCGCCAGGGGGGAAGGGGCUGGGGCGGCUCUUUGGCUACUUCUGGGGGGGCGGCUCUGCUGCUGGGAGCUCAGGGGGAGGAGGUGCAAGUGGGAAACAGUGCCCUUACCCACACAUUCCCGACAUGCUGUUGCUUCCAUUCUCGCGCCUCUCCCCCCCUUGUGCACGGGCAUGGCAGGCGAAGCUGGGCGGGGAGAACACGUUCUAUUUCAACGAGAAGCUGAAGCGGUGGGUGGAGCGAGGCAAGGAGGACGAGUCAGCAGCUGGUGCUGCGCCAGCUGCUGAUUCCACGUACGUGGACACAUUCAACAAGGGCGCCACACCCGCACCCACGCCUGCCGCGUCGCUGCUGCCGUCCAUCCCGCGCCCCAUGCGUGCUGCCCCCGGAGCAGCCACGCCCGCAGCAGGAGGGCCACCCAAGAUCUUCAUGCCUGCUGCCCCCAUGGCCGUCAUGACCCCUGCCCGCUACGACUCAGGGAGGGGACGCCAGUGGCACGGAAGGGGUGUGGCGGUUGGGGCAGCACCGGGAGCAGCAGGGGGGUCGGGCAGGGCGGGGCAGAGAGUGGGGGGGCAAGGAGGUGCGGGGGUGCAGCAGCACAAGGGCGUGUGGGCAGCGCAGGGGUACAUGGCAGCUGCGCCUCCCAUGCUGCCACCGGGUGGACAGGUUGCACCGGGAGCACUGGGAGCAGUAGGAGCGGUGCAAGGGUUUGCAGGCAGUGGAGCAUGGGGUGGUGCUGCAGUGGAUGGCAGCAGCAACGGCUUCCCAGGGGCUGAUGACAUGCAGCAGGUGGAGCUGUGA
Messenger RNA from Closterium sp. Yama58-4, 12711 nucleotides. NCBI's taxonomy places the organism in Eukaryota, Viridiplantae, Streptophyta, Zygnematophyceae, Desmidiales, Closteriaceae. The record is from the annotation of a GenBank genome assembly.